AUGGACCCUCCAGCUCGUCCUUCUGUCUCCCGCCCAAGGACUCGAGCCCGCCCGCCGCCGCCGCCGGAGGUGCUGCCCACUGUCAGCUUCGAAGAGGAGCUGUACGAGUGCCUGGACUACUACUACCUGCGAGACUUCCCGGCCUCCGGGGCUGGGCGCAGCAAGGGCCGGACGCGGCGCGAGCAGCAGCUACGCACCAACUAUCCGGUGCCCGGCGGCCACGAGCGCAAGGUGGCGCAGAUACUAAUCAACGGGCAGCGCAAGCGGCGCCAGCGCCAAGUGCAGCCACGGCCGCGCACACGCCUCGCCUGAGCACACGCCUCUCCUGAGCGGGAACCUGAGACAGGAAGAACUUGAGUCGGAGUCCAGCCUGGGCAUUACUGAAACCUGAAAGACCUGUUAAAAAGUAUUUUCCAGCUGUAACUGCUGUCCUCCGUGUUGGUCAACUGGACUUUUUGACAGGGUUUUAAGUUUACUGCUCUAGUCUUUUUCCUCACUAAUUAAUUAUUAAGUAAGUAGUUUCCUAGUGGGUAUGCCUUUUUAGGAUUUUUCAAUUAAAAGAGAACAGCAAGAAUGUA
Messenger RNA from Grammomys surdaster, 578 nucleotides. RefSeq names its product nuclear protein 2, transcriptional regulator (gene Nupr2). The transcript has 3 exons. Gene Ontology annotation, biological process: negative regulation of cell population proliferation; negative regulation of cell cycle; regulation of transcription by RNA polymerase II. NCBI's taxonomy places the organism in Eukaryota, Metazoa, Chordata, Mammalia, Rodentia, Muridae. Gene Ontology annotation, cellular component: nucleus. The coding region runs from base 1 to 312 and encodes 103 amino acids. The record is from RefSeq and is a predicted model, not a curated record.